UCAGUCAGCCAGCCACAACCCUCCCUGCCUCUGGACCAAAAUAGACAGUUGAGGGCAGAGCAGCUGAGAUCAACCAGAAAUGGCUGCCACCGGAGUUCUUCCCUUCAUCCGGGGGGUAGACCUCAGUGGAAACGACUUCAAAGGCGGGUACUUCCCAGAGCAUGUCAAGUGUAUGAGCAGUCUGCGAUGGCUGAAACUCAACAGAACAGGACUGUGUUACCUCCCAGAGGAGCUGGCCUCUCUGCAGAAGCUGGAGCAUCUUUCAGUGAGUCACAACAGCCUGACCACUUUACAUGGAGAGCUGUCCAGCUUACCAAACCUGCGGGCGGUGGUAGCCAGAGCCAACAACCUGAAAAACUCUGGAGUCCCAGAUGACAUCUUUCAGCUCGAUGACCUCUCUGUGCUGGACCUGAGCUACAACCAGCUGACAGAGAUCCCCAGGGACCUGGAGAACAGCAGGAAUAUGCUGGUGCUGAAUCUGAGCCACAACAGCAUCGACUCCAUCCCCAACCAGCUGUUCAUCAACCUGACAGACCUGCUGUAUCUGGACCUGAGCGACAACAAGCUGGACAGCCUGCCGCCGCAGAUGAGACGCCUGGUUCACCUGCAGACGCUCAUACUGAACAACAACCCCUUGAUGCAUGCCCAGUUGCGCCAGCUGCCAGCCAUGGUGGCAUUACAGACUCUCCACCUGAGGAACACCCAGAGGACCCAGAGCAAUAUGCCCACCAGCCUGGAGGGUCUGACACAUUUAGCAGAUGUUGACCUGUCAUGUAACGACCUGACCCGGGUGCCAGAGUGCCUCUAUUCACUGGGCAGCUUGAAGAGACUCAACCUAAGCAGUAAUCAGAUCUCAGAGCUGUCUCUCUGCAUUGACCAGUGGACUCAGCUGGAGACGCUCAACCUGAGCCGCAACCAGCUCACCUCACUGCCUUCUGCGAUCUGUAAACUGUCCAAACUGAAGAAGCUGUAUGUCAACUCCAACAAACUGGACUUUGAUGGCGUUCCACCGGGUGUGGGCAAACUGUCCAGCCUCACUGAGUUCAUGGCUGCUAACAACAACCUGGAGCUUAUCCCAGAGGGGCUGUGCAGGUGUGGCAAGCUGAAGAAGCUGGUGCUGAAUAAAAACCGCCUGGUAACACUGCCUGAGGCCAUCCACUUCCUGACUGAUUUAGAGAUUUUGGACGUGCGUGAGAACCCCAACCUGGUGAUGCCUCCUAAACCAGUGGACAGAGGAGCAGAGUGGUACAACAUUGACUUCUCUCUACAGAACCAGCUCCGGCUGGCCGGGGCCUCGCCUGCUACCGUAGCUGCUGCUGGAGGAGGAGCCAGCCCCCGAGACCCACUGGCAAGGAAGAUGAGGCUAAGGAGGAGGAAGGACUGUUCUCAGGACGAUCAGGCGAAGCAGGUGCUGAAGGGCAUGAGUGACGUUGCACAGGAAAAGAAAAACUUAGAGGAGAACGGGGACUUGAAAUAUGCUGAUUUAAAGACCCGGCGGUGGGACAAGAGUCUAGAGAAACCUCACCUGGACUACUCUGAGUUCUUUUUGGAGGACGUGGGGCAGGUUCCAGGUGUAUCAGUGUGGCAGAUAGAGAAUUUUAUUCCGGUACAAAUAGAUGAAGCGUUCCAUGGCAAGUUCUACGAGGCUGAUUGCUACAUCAUUCUCAAGACCUUCCUGGAUGACAACGGCGCCCUGAACUGGCAGAUCUUUUACUGGAUCGGCCAGGAGGCCACUCUGGACAAGAAGGCGGGCUCUGCCAUCCAUGCCGUCAACCUCAGAAAUUUCCUGGGAGCAGAGUGCAGGACGAUACGGGAGGAGAUGGGAGAUGAGAGCGAGGAGUUCAGUGCAGUGUUUAACAAUGAGAUCUCCUACAUUGAGGGAGGAACAGCCAGCGGAUUCUACACGGUAGAAGACACGAACUACGCUGUCAGGUUGUACAGAGUUUACGGCAAGAAAAACAUCAGACUGGAGUCCGUACCUUUGAAGGCCUCCUCCCUCGACCCUAGGUUUGUCUUCCUGUUGGACACAGGGCUGGAGAUCUUUGUCUGGAGAGGAGCCAACGCGACUCUCAGCAGCACCACAAAGGCCAGGUUAUUUGCAGAGAAGAUCAAUAAGAAUGAGCGUAAGGGAAAGGCAGAAAUCACAAUCCUCAUGCAGAACCAGGAGCUGCCUGGUUUCUGGGAGGUGCUGGGAGGACAACCAGAGGAGAUCAAGAAACACGUACCAGAUGACUUCGCUCCUAUCAGACCCAAACUCUACAAGGUGGGCUUGGGUCUGGGCUACCUGGAGCUGCCACAGAUCAACUACAAGCUGUCAGUCGAGCACAAAGACCACAAGAUCAAACUGGACACUUUACCAGAGAUGAGACUGGUUCAGUCUCUGCUUGACACAAAGUGCGUGUACAUCCUGGACUGCUGGUCUGACGUGUUCAUCUGGAUCGGGAGGAAGUCUCCACGUCUCGUACGAGCCGCUGCUUUAAAACUGGGUCAGGAGAUCUGCUCCAUGCUGCACCGGCCCAAACAUGCCUGCGUCACCCGUAACCUGGAGGGCACUGAGUGUCAGGUGUUCAAGUCCAAGUUUAAGAACUGGGAUGACGUGUUGAAGGUGGACUACACCAGAGCAGCUGAGACUGUACAACAGAAGGACAACCUACAGGGCAAGGUGAAGAAGGACGCAGAGCAGAAAGACCAGAUGAAAGCUGACCUCACAGCGCUGUUCCUUCCCAGGCAGCCAGCCAUGCCCCUCACUGAGGCUGAACAGCUGAUGGAGGAGUGGAAUGAGGACCUGGAUGGCAUGGAGGGAUUUGUGUUGGAGGGAAAGAAGUUUGCUCGCCUGCCUGAGGAGGAGUUUGGGCACUUCCACACUCAGGACUGCUACGUCUUCCUCUGCAGAUACUGGGUGCCUGUGGAGUACGAAGAUGAUGAGAAAGACAAAAAGGAGGGCGAAGGUGGGGAAGGAGGAGGACGCGCAGCAGAGGAGGAAGAGGACAAACAGCCCGAGGAGGACUUCCAGUGUGUGGUGUACUUCUGGCAGGGCAGGCAGGCCUCCAACAUGGGCUGGCUCACGUUCACCUUCUCGCUGCAGAAGAAGUUUGAGAGUCUCUUCCCUGGAAAACUGAAGGUGGUGCGUAUGACUCAACAGCAAGAGAACCUCAAGUUCCUGUCUCAUUUCAAGAGGAAGUUUAUCAUCCACAAAGGGAAGAGGAAACAGAAGACUGACUCUGCUCAGCCCUCUCUCUACCACAUACGUACCAAUGGGAGCGCACUUUGCACCAGGACCAUCCAGAUUGGAACAGAUUCCAGUAACCUCAACUCAGAGUUCUGCUUCAUUCUCAAGGUACCAUUUGAAAGCACAGACAAUCAGGGCAUUGUUUACACCUGGGUGGGCAGAGCUGCCGACCCUGACGAGGCCAAGCUGGCCGAGGACAUCAUGAACAGCAUGUUUGAUGACACGUACAGCAAACAGGUGAUUAAUGAGGGGGAGGAGCCAGAGAACUUCUUCUGGGUGGGGAUUGGCUCUCAGAAGGAGUAUGAUGAAGAUGCAGAUUAUAUGAAACACGCUCGGCUCUUCAGGUGUUCCAAUGAGAAGGGUUAUUUCUCUGUGUCAGAGAAGUGCUCCGACUUCUGUCAGGACGACUUGGCUGACGAUGACAUCAUGUUACUUGACAACGGCAGUGAGGUGUACAUGUGGGUCGGCACUCAGACCAGCCAGGUGGAGAUCAAACUAAGUCUCAAAGCCUGCCAGGUUUACAUCCAGCACAUGCGCUCUAAAGACGCUGAACACCCCAGGAAGCUGCGACUGGUGCGGAAAGGGAACGAGCCGCACUGCUUCACCCGCUGCUUCCACGCAUGGGGAGCUUUCAAAACUCCCCCGGCAUAGACACUCACACGCACAGAAACGCUCACACCUACAUCAAAUCUAUUCGCUGCCAUGUAAUUUUCUACCAGUAAGAUGAUGAUGAUGAUGAUGAUGUCUACGCCUAACUCGGCUUUACCUGAGCUUUUAUCCCCCCCCAGUUCCCUACCCCCCCUUCCUGCUCAGCGCUGCUGUUCAACAGCCUCUUGACCACAGUGUUACUGUCAGAGUCUGCCAUCAGAAACAGAUUUUAGUUUCAUCCCAGUCAGUGAGAGUUGUUCUGGUCGAGAGGCUGCUGGCUGUUUCUCGUCUUUGGGACAAACAGCAAAAUAUCACUUUUUUCUACGAGCUUUUUUUAGCAGCAAGUCUGAACGCUGUUGUUAGAUGAAAGAAGAGAAUUAUGUUUUAAGAUGAAAUAGGUCUAAGGUGUACAGAGGCUUUAUAAAACAAACCCAAAGGGAGGUGAAUGCCCUAACAUAUCGAUCUGUUCUGCUGCUGUCACGUGGCUUGUGCUGCAUGGUCAAUAGUUUUCAGUGGAGGAGGGUCAAGUGCUCGUCACUGCCGGAGUCACUCCUCCAUGCUCGGUGCCAUUUUGCGCAGCUCAUCUGAAGCAGUUCAAGGCAGAUAAAAGUUGAUUUACUUUUUUUUUUUCAUCACAGAGGGAGUGAAAAACAGCACUGUUCAUGUUUUUCUGAGGAAUGUUGGUUUAUACAUAUAUUUUUCUGUUGUGCGGAUUAUACGUGGUAUGUUUGUGCGUCUGCCCCGUGCGCCUUCACUGAAAUGGGGACGCCCCCUUGCCCCAGAGUCUGACUGGUUGCUGUUCUCACCUCCUCUAACUUGUCCAGUGAUCCAGGUUCAGUUUAACAAAACUUGACUUUGUUGUAAAGAUGCUUUGGACAGUCAUUUGUUAAACAGUAAAAUUUAUUUGGCCAAAGAAAUCUUGAGCGGAGGUCCUGGUCCAAGUUAAAGUGUGAGGCCGAGCUGUUUUAUGUUUAAGGUCAAAUGUUUAAAUGUGCAAUCGGUAGAGCAAGGGAGAAAUAUUACUGUAUUCUACCACGCUACAGGCUGCAUUCAACUUCUCAAAAGGUUUUUCUUGCUUUUCUGGAGCAGAGAGAAAAGCUCAGGAGUUUUUCCAAAACAGCAUCAUGUUUGAAAAAGUAAAGGAAUUAUGUGUGAAACUCUCCAGGUUUGUUUCUUUUUCAAAUGAGGUUGUCGUUUUGGAUUAAACUUAGUUUUUCAAAUCUGAUUUUAAUGGGAGAUCUUUUGCUUCAUAUGAGACAUAUCUUAAUACAGUGUCUUUUGGCUCCACUGAUCUCAAAUCAGUAGUUUGCAUGGUAAACAGAUGAGUUGUUAACCACUUCUAGAUCAGUGCCUCCAGAGUCAACUUUUAAGUACAGAACUGCUGCAGUGCUUCUUGUGAUCAUAUGACCUGUGUAGUGUGCAGGCAUUGGUCCAAAAACAUCCCUCUAUGUACCGUAUUCUCAAAUGGCUGCAACUACCAUCAUUUAGUUUCUUUAUACUUUAUUUUGUGGGGUGAAUUGUAUGCCUGGUAGUGUGUUUGAGUCCUACACAUAUCUGUAUGUGUAUAUAUGAAUAAGUGCACAUGCUCCUGAUGCCACCUGCAGAUGCUUUAUUUAUGUAUUUUAUAUUAAAAUAAAAUCUCACAUCACGUAUUA
Molecule: messenger RNA, 5532 nt
Organism: Epinephelus fuscoguttatus (brown-marbled grouper)
Lineage: Eukaryota; Metazoa; Chordata; Actinopteri; Perciformes; Serranidae
Gene: flii
Product: FLII actin remodeling protein
Exons: 31
Coding region: 80-3880 (1266 amino acids)
Biological process (GO): barbed-end actin filament capping; actin polymerization or depolymerization; actin filament severing
Cellular component (GO): actin cytoskeleton; cytoplasm; nucleus
Molecular function (GO): phosphatidylinositol-4,5-bisphosphate binding; actin filament binding
Source: RefSeq, a predicted model, not a curated record